Molecule: messenger RNA, 6492 nt
Organism: Hipposideros armiger (great roundleaf bat)
Lineage: Eukaryota; Metazoa; Chordata; Mammalia; Chiroptera; Hipposideridae
Gene: ABLIM1
Product: actin binding LIM protein 1
Exons: 24
Coding region: 36-2489 (817 amino acids)
Biological process (GO): lamellipodium assembly; cytoskeleton organization; cilium assembly
Cellular component (GO): actin cytoskeleton; stress fiber
Molecular function (GO): actin filament binding
Source: RefSeq, a predicted model, not a curated record
UGCUUGGGAUUCCAGUGUCCAUUUCUCAUUUCUCUAUGAUCCUUGCGAAGAUGCCUUCCUUCCUUGGCUUAAAGUGUCUGGGGAAAUUGUGCAGUUCUGAGAAAAGCAAAGACACCUCAUCUGAGAGAACCAGCACCAUGGGCUUAUACAGAAGGAGGCUGGUUGUCAAGGACGUGAAUGUCACAGGGAGCCCCUAUCCCACUCACAGACGUGCCACCAUCACCCAUCUGUUGUAUCUAUAUCCUGACGUCUGCUGCACGUUUGAGCACUUGUUUAAUCAUUUUGAUCCUGUGGUGGCCCACCCUCAAGACCCCCACCACCCGUCCGAGAAGCCUGUCAUUCACUGCCAUAAAUGUGGAGAGCCAUGCAAGGGCGAAGUGCUUCGGGUCCAGACCAAACAUUUCCACAUCAAAUGCUUCACCUGCAAAGUGUGUGGCUGUGACCUGGCACAAGGUGGCUUCUUCAUAAAGAACGGGGAGUAUCUCUGCACCCUGGACUACCAGAGGAUGUACGGGACACGCUGCCAUGGCUGUGGGGAGUUCGUGGAAGGAGAGGUGGUGACUGCCCUUGGCAAGACCUACCACCCCAACUGCUUUGCUUGUACCAUCUGCAAGCGCCCGUUUCCACCCGGAGAUCGAGUCACAUUCAAUGGGAGAGACUGCCUUUGUCAACUCUGUGCCCAGCCGAUGUCAUCCAGCCCUAAAGAAGCCUCCUGCUCUAGCAAUUGCGCUGGCUGCGGAAGAGACAUCAAGAACGGGCAGGCGCUGCUGGCUCUGGAAAAGCAGUGGCACUUGGGGUGCUUUAAAUGCAAGUCCUGCGGGAAGGUCCUCACUGGGGAGUACAUCAGCAAGGAUGGCGCUCCGUAUUGCGAAAAGGACUACCAGGGGCUGUUUGGGGUGAAAUGUGAAGCCUGUCACCAGUUUAUCACAGGGAAGGUCCUGGAGGCAGGUGACAAACAUUACCACCCCAGCUGUGCACGAUGCAGCAGAUGCAACCAGAUGUUCACAGAAGGCGAGGAAAUGUAUCUUCAAGGUUCCACCGUGUGGCAUCCCGACUGUAAGCAAUCUACCAAGACGGAGGAAAAGCUUCGGCCGCCAAACAUUCAGCGUUCUUCGUCCGAUUUCUUUUAUCCCAAAAGUCUGAUUCGACGCACAGGACGGUCUCCGUCACUGCAGCUAUUGUCACCACCUUCUCUAGUGAACUUCUACAAAAACCCAAGGCAGGUACUGUCAACCUCAGCAUCACUUCGUAUAAGGUGUCAAUCACCUUAUAGCAGUGGUUGCCCCAUAGAUAUUCAUAAGAUCUUUUCUCCAAGGACUUUGUCUCCCACCCCAUCAGCAGAAGGCUACCCAGACGUUCGGGACCGGAUGAUCCACCGGUCCACCAGCCAGGGCUCCAUCAACUCCCCCGUGUACAGCCGCCACAGCUACACUCCAACCACGUCUCGCUCGCCCCAGCAUUUUCACAGACCUGAGCUGCUGUCUCCUGGUGUGCACAGGUUGUCCUACCUGCGCACCAGCAGCCUCAGCUCCGCCCACAGCGACUCCCGCCCCAACUCCCCCUUCCGACACCACUUCAUUCCCCAUGUCAAAGGCAAUGAGCCGUCCAGCGGCCGGAAUUCCCCUCUCCCCUACCGGCCAGACAGCCGCCCUCUAACUCCAACUUACGCUCAGGCCCCUAAACAUUUCCAUGUGCCAGAUCAAGGGAUCAACAUUUACCGAAAACCACCCAUCUACAAACAGCAUGCUGCCUUGGCAGCCCAGAGCAAGUCUUCAGAUGACAUCAUCAAGUUUUCCAAGUUCCCAGCAGCCCAGGCUCCAGACCCCAGCGAGAUACCAAAGAUUGAGACGGACCACUGGCCUGGUCCCCCCUCACUUGCCGCCGUAGGAGCUGACAUGAGACGCAGAUCUAGUGGCAGAGAGGAAGAUGAGGAGGAACUUCUGAGACGCCGGCAGCUUCAAGAAGAGCAAUUAAUGAAGCUCAACUCAGGCCUAGGGCAGCUGAUCCUGAAAGAGGAGAUGGAGAAGGAGAGCCGGGAAAGGUCGUCCCUGUCAGCCAGUCGCUAUGACUCCCCCAUCAACUCAGUUCCUCAUGCUCUGUCAUCGAAAACCUCCUCUCUCCCAGGCUAUGGAAAAAACGGGCUUCACCGGCCUGUUUCUACAGACUUUGCUCAGUACAACAGCUACGGGGACGUCAGUGGGGGCGUGCGAGACUACCAGACCCUCCCAGAUGGCCACAUGCCUACAAUGAGAAUGGACCGAGGAGUGUCGAUGCCCAACAUGUUGGAGCCAAAGAUAUUUCCAUAUGAAAUGCUCAUGGUGACCAACAGAGGGCGCAACAAAAUCCUGAGAGAUGUGGACAGAACCAGGCUGGAGCGCCACUUAGCCCCAGAAGUGUUUCGGGAAAUCUUUGGAAUGUCCAUACAGGAGUUUGACAAGUUACCUCUUUGGAGACGCAACGACAUGAAGAAAAAAGCAAAACUCUUCUAGGCCCUACACGUAGACAGCAAUCAGAAAAAGAACUAACAAUGGUGGGGACACAUAGGAUGUUGUAUUAAGGCCCAAACCUGAUUGGAGAUUUUUGCCAACUUCUGUCCCUCAGCAACAGCAACGAGGGAAAAUCUGAUUAAAACACCCACAAGCCAAACAUUGGGCCAGCCAGCGGCAACACUUGCCAAGAAGCAAUGGGGUAGAAAUUUCUAUGUCCCCACACUCGACAGCAGUGCUCACACGUGACCUUUCUACGUCACCUUAUGUACCCAACAGGAGCCACUUCUUUUGUUUCCCUUUAACUGUCGUCCAACAGUAGUGCUGACUGUAUGGAUAAGAGCCCGCAAGUGCCCUUAGGAUGCCGCAUGGAACAAAGCAGCUGUCAUAAUUCCAAAGUAGGAACAUAUUUAUUACGUAGCACUGUGGCUAAGAAGGAAGAGCCUGAGGGACAUAUCCAUGUGGUAGCAGCCAUUUUGCACACGCCUCUCCACGCUGGCCUCCUGCAGCUCUCUGCCUGUGCUCCGGUAGGAUGGAAAUCGAAGUCGGGGAACCCUGUGGCUUGGUCGGAGUGGGCUGCAUAGCAGCCGGCAUCGUUUUUAACAAGCUCCUUCACUGUUUGCUAGGACCUGGUUCACAAGUUACUUAGGUAUUACUAACAAUAACAACAAAAAUUUUUAAGAGAAAGAGAAGGAAAGGGAAUGAGAGGAACACCUCCCUUAAUUCUUUUUCUGCUUCAGAUGGUAUGCUUCAUUUUUCUUCCCCACCUGGGACGGGAGCUGUCUCGGGUCCCCUUCUGCAAAGAAAGGAAAGGGAAAGAUUGUCUCCAGAUUGGUUCAGUUGCAUGCUGUUAGAUGAUUUUUGCCCAGGGGCCAUAGCACUCUUGGCAAAAAGGAAGUCCUGUGUCUUCGCAACGCAAAUUCUUCCACCCCAUAGCCCUGCUCUGUUUCUGCCAUCCUCUCAAUCAGAUCCCACCCACGCUGGUUUGGGGCCUUUUUCGGGUCUUUUCAGUAGUAGGCUAAGGAAAAGCAUGGCUCUCUGUUUUAAGUCUCUGCAACUCCAAGGUCGAUUGCCUCCAACCGAUUUAAUUGGGCCUCUUCAGCUCUCCUUGUGGCCUGGCCCUGUUGACCUCAUGGCAUGUAUGUGUGCGCAUGUGUGUGUGCGUUGCACCCACUGACAUAUUUUGCAAACGGCUCUGAUGGGGAGGGCUCGAGGAGACCAGUUCUUCCUUGGUCUGUAGCCAGACUGCAGAGCGUGCAGUUUUGCCUUCAUAUGUCAGUUGCCUCUUGGCUUCAUUCAGUGUUUCUGCUGCCCCAUCUUCUCUCUGACCUGCCCUGCAACUGGCAGCCUGUGGGUCCCAGUCCUUCCUUUGCUCUGGCAAAGUGUGAGGGGUUGGGACCCCUGUGUAUUCCCAGUGUUUUCCUCCCACAAUCAAUGACGAGGAUGGCUAAGUGGGUCCCAGUGCUACGCUGUCAGGGAGACUUUUUUUCAUUAUGGGGGUAAUAAAGAGCCCUGAAUGUUUUCCUUGGUUAAUGAGCUAUGCCCAGUGCAAACGCGGGUCAAACAUCAGUGCAAGAAGAACUGCAAUGAUAGUUAAAAAGCUGAACCCCAAAUCUGCUCCCUCUAAUGAAACUCUUCUUGCGUCUUUUGAAUUCAGUUCUGCCUCCAACUUAGAGGGAAGAAAAGCUUCUUUCCAUACCAAGUGUAUUAGCAAAUUUAAACAACACACUCCCCGGCAGAAGGCGCCAGCUGGAGGGAUGGGCCAUGCGGCCACCUGCUUCUCCCAACUGCCAAAGCCAGUACGUGGGCCACGACACACUAUCCGUUUUGUUAAACUGAGCUCAGCAUGCUUGUCCUCAAAACGUCCAGGCCACUACACCCCAGGGGUCAGCGUUCUCUGCUUGGACCCCGCCCUGCACUGCACAUCAGAAUUCCAGUUGUUAACACAGUCAAAUGAAUGCAGGUUGUUCGCUCUCAGAAAGGAGUCCCACACGUGGCAGGCUUCCCAGGUGCAUACAUGAAGGGCUACAUUUCUGAGCGUUGGGCUCCCUUGUGAUUCUUUCAGCACGCUGAUUAUGUGGCGUAAAAGAGGCCUCUGUGGCAAUACGAAAGUCAGUGCUCCCUUUAAAGUUUCUCCCAGAAAAGCCAGCACACCAUUUAAUCUUCUUGUGUGAUUUAUGGUGAGACGUGAAGAGCACAGGGAAAGCUUGUACAGCUAGCUGUGCAUUUGGGUUUGCGUUAGUUAUGGAAUGUUCGUAAUGUGACUUUUUCAGUAACUGAAGAUAAACUGCCUGUUCUCUGAACCCUUGAACAGAGAAGCUAGAGUUAAUGGGUAAUAAGGUGAAGAAAGGGGGAAAAAAAAAAAAAGUAGUUUUUAUCUCUCAUGUCCUCUCGUCUCUCCCCCUCCUCCCAAUUGUGCUUCCAAGCUGAGUUUCCUCUUCUGAGGUGAGAUUGCAGCAACUCUUAAGCCCUCAUCCUCUCCAUCUGGUUAUGUCAAUCAACUCUACUUGGAGAAGUCUUUGCUGGAAAUGUUUAUAAAACUUUCACCUAAUUUCUUUACACUUGAAAGCAAACACGUUUUUCUAAAGAAUGGCUUCUCAGGUGAUUAUAUAAAAUAUGUACGCUUUUGCAAGUUUAAAAAAUUCAAACUAACCACUUUUGACUAAGCAGGUCUUUCUAAAAACUCUUUUAAUCAAGCUUGGUGUGAGCGUUCCCCUGCGUGUUGAAGGGGCAGGCGACCCUUCAAGGGUGGGCACCCAGAGCCCACUCUCGGACAGGAAAGAUGGCGUAAGGAUCUUGAACCCUACGUCACUGGCCGUUCUGCGUCCUCUGAAGCAAGCUCAGUUUUUACAAGCCACCUCUUCUGCAUUUCUGGCCACUGUUUAAUCCUAAACAGGAAGUAAGUGGCUUACUUCCUAAGCCAGUUUUCAUUUUAUUUGAUUUUUGAAAGUAUUUUCCGUUGCCAAACCAAGUGUUUGUGAGUAUGCCCUAAAACUCACUCAUUAGUACUCUUAAAGAAUGUCCUACCAAGAAAAACAAAUUAUUUUGGACUUGAGAUUUGCAAUGACACCACCUUGUAGGGAUGUACAUUAAAGGACCCAACUAUGUUUUUUGAAAAGAAAGAGAAACCUUUCCUUUAGCAUUAAAAAAAAAAAAAAAUCACUGUCUUUCCAUUUUCUGCCCAGGGAACUGUGUGGAGGUGAUGGAUACGCUUUGCAUAUGGAUUUUUGUGUUUUUAUUUGGGCAAAGUUAUUAAUGGCAAACUAAAAAAGAAGGGGAGGAGGUCAGUUUAAGCUGAAAGAAACUUUGUAAGCAAUAUAUGUGUCCACAGCAAAAUUAAACAGAUCCAACAUGUUCUGACGCUUAGUGUAAUUGAGUGGCGAUUGUUAUCAUUAAAUGAAAUUCUUCCCCAAAGCGUCUCUCCCAAGAGUGAAGAUCCCAUGAGUCACUUUCUAGGCCCAGUUCACCGAAGGUAGGAGGAGACGACACAGUUACACUAACAUUCGGAAAGGUGGUAGCUGUUCAACCCAUUAUACGUGCAUAUGUUUCCUCACCCUAGGGAAGAGAAAACAGGUGUCCACAACAUUGAGAUUCUGUGGGGGUUUUAUGUACAGACCCAUCCGGUCAUGAAUGUGUGUGGUUUCUCUGAGUGGCCAGGAAUCUUGUCGAGGUUCUCUCUGUUCUCCUAUACUUUCAGUUGGGUUUAUGGAAUUUUUCUUUCAAGUGUUGGACGGCCUGCCGUCCUCCCUGCCCUGCCCCCCCCCCUUUCUAUGAAAGCAAGUAUUUGGAAGAACUGCUGUGUACAAGAUGUGUCGUGUCCCCCGUGAAACUGAGUGGGUGUCGGUCUGCACCCCGAGUACCGCGCGCUGGUCUGCAGAGGCGGCCAGUGGGCCCACACGGCUGCGCCUAGGGCUCCCGCCCGCCCCUCGCCCCUGCUGCCAGCAGCGCUCGCCGCUCUGUUGUGCUCACAGUGCUGAAUAAAGUGUGUGCUUUAUUUGUCAAUGCC